Cavenderia fasciculata is the source of this 315-nucleotide messenger RNA. RefSeq lists its product as uncharacterized. The coding region runs from base 1 to 315 and encodes 104 amino acids. The record is from RefSeq and is a predicted model, not a curated record. NCBI's taxonomy places the organism in Eukaryota, Evosea, Eumycetozoa, Acytosteliales, Cavenderiaceae. The transcript is spliced from 2 exons.
AUGUCUGACCUCAAUCGAUUCGUCAAAAAAAAAAUAGAAAAAAAUUGUGAAAAUUCCGUUUUUGGAAAGUCAUCAAGAAGCGAAACAAAUAAUGACAAGGGUUUAACAUUGGGUGAGGGAAGGGCUCGAGAUUGUAAUCAAGGGAACAAAUGUGACGCGGAUGGAGGAGGAGCUGAAGUAGUUCUGGAUGUAAGAAUGAACAUGCUCAGCAAGUUGUAUACGUGUUGGUUAACAUGUCCAUGCUUACAUCCAGAACGAUUCAGUUUCCAUAAUGUUCAGCGAGUAGAACUAAGUGAGCAUAAGGCCAUUUUCUGA